AUGUAAUACUCCUUACAUAUUUAUUUGCUUGAACGUGUGAAGCCUUUCAUUCAAAAAGCGGACACAAGUCUCCGAAAAUCUAUAUCUGCCGCAGAGCGGCUCAUUGUGACUCUUCGUUAUUUGGCCACUGGGGAUAGCAUGCACAGCUUAAGCUUCUUGUUUAAAAUGUCGAUGCCUACGACAGCUGCUGAAUGGGAAAAAAUAGCAAAUGUGUUUAAAAAUCGCUGGAAUUUCCCACACUGUAUUGGUGCUCUGGAUGGUAAGCACGUGACAAUACAAGCACCGGCAAAAUGUGGCUCACAAUAUUUCAACUAUAAGAAGACAAAUAGUGAAGUCUUAAUGGCUUUGGCUGACGGAGAGUAUAAAUUCACGUAUAUUGAUGUUGGAGCAUGUGGUCGUGAUUCUGAUGGCGGUGUAUUUGCACGUUGUUCAUUAUCAAAAGCCUUGGAGCAAAAUACUGUAAACUUGACAGACCCGAAGCCACUCCGAAAUGGAACCGAGCCAAUGCCUUAUGUUGUUGUAGCUGAUGAUGCGUUCCCACUAAAGCCAUAUCUUUUGAAGCCGUUUGCAUUUAGGCAGCAGGAUAUGAACCAGAGGCCCGAUUCAGAAUUCUUCGUAGACCUAUUGACCUUCAACCAUCAAAAGCCACAAAGAUUGUGCUAG
Drosophila innubila is the source of this 663-nucleotide messenger RNA. RefSeq names its product protein ALP1-like. Lineage: Eukaryota; Metazoa; Arthropoda; Insecta; Diptera; Drosophilidae. The record is from RefSeq and is a predicted model, not a curated record. The transcript has 5 exons.